AUGUCAAACAAUAAUGGUCCUAAUCCUUUACCUCUUUUUAAUAACAACAAAUCACUUUAUGGAACACGAACUCAAAUAAAUCAAUCAUCAAAGAAAAUUUCACUUAUCGAAGAUAAAACAACACUUGAACCAGCACGUCCAACACCAUCAUCACCAAUAAUAUCUUCGACAAAUUUAAAUACAAAUAAUCAAAGAUCAGCAUCAAUUAGUAUAUCAACAUCAUCUGAAUUAUCACCUUCAAUAAUACAUAAAUACGUUCAAAUACAACGACAAGCAUUGGCUUCAUUUGAUCUUAAACAAAUGCAUGAACAUGUUAAUCAAGAAUUAGAUGAAUGGAAAAAAUCAAUGUAUGAUCGUAUAUUAUCAAUGAAAAAUCGUACAUUAGAAGAAAAUACUCAUUCAUAUGACCAAUUACGAACAUUACAAAGAGUUAUGAAACAAUUACUUGAAGAUAAAUUAAUAAAACAAUUAUUAUUUAUGAAAAAUAAUUCACAAUUAAUUAAUUCUGAAGAACUUGAUGAUAUCGAACAAAAGUUAAAAUACAUAAAAGAUGAAAUUGAUUUCAUGAAAAAAUUCGAUUCACAACUUGAUACUUCGAAUGUUCAAAUAACUGGUGAAUUACAAUUAAAUAAAACAACAGAUUUUAGUAAACAUCAACCAUUACCUCAUCCUUCACCUUCACCACCACCUCAAUCAGUAGUACCACCAAUACCUGAAACAAUUCCUAAAUCUCCUUCACCUAGUCCAGAUGAAUAUAAACCAACGCCACCAGUUUGGACAGAUGCAACACGACAAGGUCUUAAUGAUUUAUCUCGUUAUCUUCCAUUUCGUUUAUUAAUACCAAAUUAUGUUCGACAAGAAUUAAUAAAAAGUCUUGAUAUUGAACAAUUUCAUGAUGUAUUAAAACUUUCAUGUCAAUCAUCCAUUGAAUGUAUAUUAACAAUAAUAGAUCAAAAUGAUCUUGAUGCAUCUAUGGAUAUUUUAACAGAUUUAAUGGUUGCUUUUAAAUGUUCAUCAGAUCAAUAUGAAAUUCGAUUAUUAUUUCACAAAAAGUUUAUAUCAAUUAUAACUGGAAAACGUAAUGAACGUCUAGAACGUUUACGUGAUAAAUAUCAACUUGAUAUGGUUAAAGUUUUUCCACAAACAUGCCCACAAAGUGAUGAACGUGUUGUACUAUUACGUUGUCAACAUAGUGAAUAUAUUAUUUAUUGUAUUCGAGAAAUUAUUCAAAAUGUUCUUGAACAAGCUCAUUUUACUGAUGAAGACAGUAAUCAAUCAUAUCCAAUGUAUGAUCCAUCAGUAAAUUAUGAUGAAUCAUGUGCUCAUGAAUAUGGUGCUUAUAAACCAAAUGAUACUUGUGAAAUAACUUUAAAUAGUAAUAUUACUGCUUCACUUGAAGAUUUAAGUGAAUCAAAACAACGAUCAACUAUUUCAAUAAAUUCAUCAUCAUCAUCAUCAUUAUCAAAAAAUCGUUAUAAUUAUGAAGAUGCACCAUUAAAUUAUGAUGAUACAGAAACAGAAUCUGAUGAUAAUGAUGAUGAUUUUCAACGUUCAAAAUCAUCUGAUGAUAAACGAAUAUUUGUUAAAGAAUUAAAUUAUGUUAAAGGGCGACAAGUUGGUUUAUUAAUUGGUCCAUUUGGGCAACAUAUAACACAAAUUCGUGAACAAACCGGUGCAAAAAUUCAUUUAACAAAUGAUGAUAAUGAACCAUCUGUGAUUAAAGGAACGAAAAGGCAAAUCAAAGAAGCACUUCGUUUAAUUAAAGAAUGUUUACAGACACAAAAACCAAUUCCACGAACAGCUUACAAAGGUGGUCGACGUCGUUAA
This is a messenger RNA of Rotaria sp. Silwood1, 1827 nucleotides long. NCBI's taxonomy places the organism in Eukaryota, Metazoa, Rotifera, Eurotatoria, Philodinida, Philodinidae. The record is from the annotation of a GenBank genome assembly.